AAGCCCCAUCUGUCCACCAUACUUUUACAUUUCAUUCAAAUCUCUACAGAAUACGGCAGAAGGUUUAGGAUAUGACUGUGAUUCUGUUAUUUACUCCUUUGAGACUGUUUAAAUAUUCAUGUUCAACACUACAACUGAUACCUCGAAGAUAAAUAAUUGCAUAAUUUCCAAAAUACGGCAUAGUGCAAUAGUCCAGCAGAGAGCGCAGAUUGCGUAACGUGAACUGUGAAGUGCAUUGUUUACAGAAGAAGCAAUAUUUAGAACAACUCAUUGGUUAUUUGAGAAGUGAAAGGAAGGUUGAAAGAUGGUUGCUCGACAGAAUUGGAGUAAGAAUGUGGAGUUUUUGCUGGCGGCCAUUGGGUAUUGUGUGGGACUGGGAAAUGUAUGGAGAUUUCCCUAUCUCUGUUACAACAGUGGUGGGGGGGCUUUCUUAAUCCCGUUUUUCCUGAUGUUGAUCCUUUGUGCUAUCCCUUUGCUCUACAUGGAGUUAGCUGUUGGACAGUACACACAGAAUGGGCCAGUGGGGGCCCUGGCCAAAAUGUGUCCACUCUUUAAAGGUGCUGGAUUAGCCACCGUUGUGAUUUCAUUCCUCUUCACCACAUACUACAAUGUCAUCAUUGCCUGGGCCUUCUACUACCUAUUCAGCUGUUUCCAGGCGGUGCUACCGUGGGUUGGAUGUGACCAUGACUGGAAUUCUCCCAACUGCUGGGAUGGCACCGCCAAGCAGAACUUUACCAAUGGAACCACCAAUGCCUCCUAUGUGGGGACAGCCCUUAAACCAAAUGGGAGCAUAUCACCCACAGAGGAUUUCUAUCAGACCUAUAUACUAGAAAAAACAAAAGGCAUUGACGAGGUUGGAGAACUGAAAUGGGAGCUGGCCUUGAUCCUGCUGCUGUGUUGGGUGGCUGUUUAUUUCUGUAUAUGGAAAGGUCCUAAAUCAACGGGAAAGGUUGUGUAUUUCACCGCUACAUUUCCUUACUUUGUCCUCAUUACAUUGCUGGUAAGGGGAGUAACUCUACCAGGAUCUUUAAAAGGGAUUCUAUUCUUCAUCAAACCUAAAUGGGAGCUCCUUUUGGAUCCAAAGGUUUGGGUGAAUGCAGCAGCCCAGAACUUCAAUUCAAUAGGCAUAGCAUUCGGUGGCAUCAUUACUAUGUCCAGUUAUAACAAAUUCCACAAUAGAAUCAUAAAGGAUGUGCUUGUUAUUGCUGUGGUGGAUGCUAUCACCUGUCUCCUAGCCGGAUUCGCCAUCUUCUCCAUUCUCGGAUAUCUGGCAGAAAACCAGGGUAAAGAAGUGGGUGAUGUUAUACAACAAGGCCCCGGUCUAGUUUUUGUUAUUUACCCAGAAGCCUUUACAACGAUGCCUGUGCCUCAGCUGUUUGCAGCAGUAUUUUUUGUUAUGUUGAUUACACUAGGACUUGAUAGUCAAUUUGCAUCCACAGAAGUGAUAGUUACCACAAUAAAUGAUCAUUUUCCUCAUCAAGUCAAGAAGUACCUGAAGAGAAAGGAGGUGUUAGUGGCAGUAGUCUGUGCUUUCUCCUUUCUAUGCGGAUUGCCAAAUGUUACUCAGGGAGGCUAUUACUUUUUUUCACUGAUUGAUCAUUAUGCAGCAGCGGUGUCACUCAUGUACCUGGCAUUCUUUGAAGUCAUUGCCAUCACCUGGUUCUAUGGGCUAAAAAAUAAAAAUCAGAACAUUUCAAGAAUGCCCUGUUCACACGCUCACGAAGUAAACUAAAAAUAAUGCAUAUUCUUUGUUGUUUGCUGGUACUUUAUCUCACCAGUGUUCAUUUUUGGUAUAUGGUUGUUCAGUAUGAUUAGCUACCGUCCCUUCCACCUGGGUGGCUACCAGUACCCGGUCUGGGCUACAGUACUGGGCUGGUUCAUAGCCACCUUGUCUGUGUUGUGUGUUCCCAUAGGAAUGGUUCACUCUAUAUAUCAGGCCAAGGGUAGCAACUUAUGGCAGAAAUUGAAAAACUCUAUUGUGUCACCAUUAGAAGAACAUACAGAUGCCUCAUAUCCAAGUCUAUGUAAUGGGGACAUGGUUCUCGAGGUUAAAUCGGACAAAAAGGAACCUCUUAAUCAUUAUUGAUAUUAAUCUGAAAAAUUAGGAUAAUUGUAAGAAUUAGAUAUAUUAAUAUCUGUUGUACUGAAGCAUAAUUUUUUUUUACCAAUUUUUGCCAAUUUUUUUUUUUUACCGUUUUAGUAUGUACACAUUUCAAAUAGGACACUGAAAAAAUCUGUAUUUAUUUGCACAAAUGAUCAAGGCUUUUAAAGCAAUUUUAUGGAAAUAUGAAUAUCAGGUUGAACCAUGCAAUUAAAAUGAUCAUAUCUGUGUAAUAAGAAAAAAAAGUUGCAUAUCUCAUAGUUUGUGCAAGUUAAAUUGGGGGCACCUGUUAUGGUCCCUGAUUGGUGACUCAAAAACAGUGCUGUGCUGUAAACCAACUUUUAUUCACAUCACCGUUAUUUUGCGAUUUACAUGGGGACGGGGGUAAAUAAUUUAGUGAUGCUUAAUUUGUGCAAUCAAGCCUAUUUUGAAUCCAUUGUCUUUUAGGACCAAACUGUGGCCGGAAAUAUUCGCAAUAAGGAUCCCACGAACCUCACAAAAAUUCUCGCACGCUAAUAAAAGUUGGUUUUCAGUAUUUAGAAUAGAAUUCAUUUUAUUGUAUUCAGACGAGUGUAUGUAAUGUAUUCCAUUGAAUGUACUGAAGAAACAGGAGGAUGUUUGAUUUUGACUAUAGACAUAAUCAGGUACUAAAUUAAUAUACUUUUCAUGAUUUUUUUUCAUGAUUUUACCAUGUAUUUUUCAAUAUAAAACUAUUGCAUUGUUGAAUUUUUUUAUUAAGAACAAUGUUUUUUUUUUUUAGAUUUUAAGCAGUUAUAGUAUAUGUUUUUGUAUUUUGUUUCAUGAAAAUCCCAUACAAAAGUUGUAUGGUGACUGUUAAUCUUUAGAACUUUAUUUUUGGUUUAAAUCAUUUGUGUAUAGACACACAAAGAAUAUAACAAUAUGUUGAUGACAUUCAUCAUGUGACCAUGCACUAGGAAAAAUGUUUGGAAAAACAUUAUGAUAUACUAUUUUUAUUUGAUUUUUUAAACAAAAGUAUUUAUAAUUUUUAUAGUUUUUGUUUGAAUGAAAAAGGACUUGUGUACAGGCAUGAAUAAGCAGAAAUAUUAUGUAUUGAACUACAAUGUAAAACAUUUAUAUAUGACCAGACUGACAUUCCAUUGGUCUUUUGGGUAUUUGACCUUCUCCAAUGCUGGGGUGAAGGUACUCAAUCAGCCCCAGUCCUAGGAUGACUUUUUCACUACAGUUGUAUUUAUCUAUUAUAUAAUUUAGUUGUAGAUUCUGAUAAAGAAGCUGGUCUUGUAUUAUUUAAAAAAAAAAACAUUUUAUAUUAGAAUUUUAUUGAAGCAUGUACAGGUACAUGGGGUACUGCAUGUAUUUGAUUUUUUUUUUAACAACUCCUUUUACAAUGUUGUGUCUAUUAUGAAAACAAAGA
Messenger RNA from Saccostrea cuccullata (small rock oyster), 3494 nucleotides. Its product is annotated as sodium- and chloride-dependent GABA transporter ine-like. NCBI's taxonomy places the organism in Eukaryota, Metazoa, Mollusca, Bivalvia, Ostreida, Ostreidae. The transcript has 14 exons. Gene Ontology annotation, cellular component: plasma membrane. Gene Ontology annotation, biological process: sodium ion transmembrane transport. The record is from RefSeq and is a predicted model, not a curated record.